Molecule: messenger RNA, 1770 nt
Organism: Penicillium arizonense
Lineage: Eukaryota; Fungi; Ascomycota; Eurotiomycetes; Eurotiales; Aspergillaceae
Product: CocE/NonD family hydrolase
Exons: 2
Coding region: 1-1770 (589 amino acids)
Molecular function (GO): dipeptidyl-peptidase activity
Source: RefSeq, a predicted model, not a curated record
AUGCCUAUCCCAUAUCAAGUCGCAUUCAAGCCAUUGACCAAACCCGAAGUGGGUGUCAAUGGCUACGUUGAGCCAUCUCCAGGAGAGUCGGAGGUACUCCACAAAGGUUCUGCACCAUUCAAUGCCAGAAAAUUGGAAUCCGACAUUCGCAUUGACCACGAUGUCGCGAUCACCGUUCGAGAUGGCUGUCGACUCUACGCCGAUAUCUACAGACCGACGAGCAACGAAAAAGUGCCUGUGAUUAUCUCAUGGUCCCCCUAUGGCAAGAAGUACUCCGCUCUUGAGAUGAUUUUCAAUGUCUGCACUUGGAAGUGUUGUCUGGAGCGCGGUGAUGUGAGUGGAUUGGAGAAGUUCGAGGGCCUCGACCCAGCUUGGUGGGUAGCGCGAGGCUACGCUAUUGCCAGUGUCGAUGCACGUGGAGCCGGGAACAGCGAUGGCGACACGUCCUGUAUGGGGAUGCAAGAAGCCGAAGAUGCUCACGACGUGAUAGAAGGUCUCGCAAAACUGGCGUGGUGCAAUGGCAAUGUCGGCAUGGCGGGUAAUUCAUAUCUCGCAAUCAUGCAAUGGCACGCAGCUGCUCAAAACCCCCCAUCACUCAAAGCUAUUGCCCCCUGGGAGGGUUCUGGAGACAUUUUCCGAGAGCAAUUCUGUCGAGGUGGGUGGUUCAGCAUGAGCAAUUAUGAUCUGAUCACCACGCUGGUCAUCAAGGGAAAUUCCGGGGUUGAGGACAUUGCGGAGAUGUAUCGUCGGAGUCCGCAAUGCAAUAUUUACUGGAGCGAUAAGCGGGUGGAUAUGACAAAGAUCAACAUUCCAUGCUUCAUUACAGGAUCCGACUUCAGCCAAAUUCAUACGAUGGGUGCCAUUCGAGGAUGGAUGGAGGUGAACACGGACAAAAAGUGGAUCAAAUGGAGUGGCUACCAAGAGUGGUUCGAGCUCUACGCGGUGCCCGAGAGCUAUCUAGAACUCAAGGAAUUCUUCGAUAAAUAUCUGAAGGGGAUUGAUAACGAUUGGGAAAAGACGCCCAAAGUACGCUGGACAACUCUGCCUUUUGGAGACAAGGACGUCACCAGCGACAUCGUCCUCCCAGAUUUCCCUGUACCAAACACCGACUAUCGCACCCUAUAUCUUUCCUCAGGCGGUAGUCUCUCUCCAGAGCUUCCGUCCCAAGGUGGUACCGCCGUGCACAACUCAGAAGACCGCUGGUCUAUCUCAAAGUUCAAGUAUACCUUUACCCAGCCGAGUCGACUCCUUGGCCUCCCCAAGAUAGAGCUCUUCAUGAGCUGUAUGGAGUUGGAUGACAUGGUUGUUUUUGUGCAGCUGCGUAAGCUCAGCAAGGGAGGCAAAGAGCUCGGGCAGCUACAAUUUCCCUUCAAUCGUGCCCCUGUCAAUUCCAUGGACGAAAUUGCGGAGAAAGACAAAGUAAGCUUGACCACCCACCAUGGCUCUAUCGGCAUUCUACGCGCUUCGCAGCGAAAGAUCGACUCGAAUCGAUCCAUUCACCCCCAGUUCCCAUUCCACCCUCAUGAUGAAGUCCAAAAGGUACCGAAAGGAGAAGUGGUCAAGUUAGAAAUUGGUAUCUGGGCCAUGGGAGUCGAUUACGAGGAGGGUGAGAGUCUUCAAGUGGAUAUUUUGGGCCAAUACCCUGGUUUCACUGAGGUUGCGGCCUUUUCUAAGCCUAGACCUGAUCACGAGAUGAACAAGGGAGAUCACACUAUUCACUUUGGUGGAGAGUACCCCAGUCGAGUCAUUCUUCCGUUCGUGUCACGAUAG